UUAUCGUGAUCAUAUGACAGUUCGACUGAUUUAAAAGAUUUAAAAGUUUAUCUUUUGUCCAGUCGGAGUUAUUAACUUUGUAAUCGAAAGAUGUUGCUUUUAAAAGAAAUAAACCAUUAGCUAAUGUAAAUGAUAUUUUGUUUUUUAAAUCAGUUAAAUCUGGGCAAUCAACAUCCAUAAUAUCAAAUACAUUAUCAGUCAAUGAUAGUGACUGAUAAUAGCAUACUUAUCAGUUGAAAUUAAUGCGCACAAUUUACGUUACUUAACAUUAUUAGUUAAACAAAACAAACUACCAAAAGAAGUAUUAAGUAUAUACUCAUUUAAUUCUCAAUCAUGUGAAUCUAUAUUUCGUAAUACAAGAUCAUUAAGUGGUGCUUACUCUACAAUUAUUAAUUUUACAGUUCAUGAUUUUCUUCGACGAGCUAAAAAAUUGUUGAUAUUAAAUCAAAUUAAGUGUAGUGAACAAUCAAACGAUAACGGUCAUCUUUUAUUUCCAGUACAUCACAAACAUAAAAAAGACAAUGAUUUAUUAACAUUACAAAUUGAUGAUGACGUUGAACAAUUAGAAUAA
Messenger RNA from Didymodactylos carnosus, 571 nucleotides. NCBI's taxonomy places the organism in Eukaryota, Metazoa, Rotifera, Eurotatoria, Philodinida, Philodinidae. The record is from the annotation of a GenBank genome assembly.